Molecule: messenger RNA, 129 nt
Organism: Funneliformis caledonium
Lineage: Eukaryota; Fungi; Glomeromycota; Glomeromycetes; Glomerales; Glomeraceae
Source: the annotation of a GenBank genome assembly
CAGAUGAUGUAUUAAAAAUAUAUCAGAUAAAUGUCCUACCAGGUGAAAAACUUGUUUUUAAUAGUGUAAAUAUGUUAAAUUCUAUGGACUCAAAUAUAAGAAAAAUGAAGAAAGCUGAAGUGUCAAAGA